Messenger RNA from Leptopilina heterotoma, 2295 nucleotides. RefSeq lists its product as uncharacterized. The coding region runs from base 1 to 2295 and encodes 764 amino acids. The record is from RefSeq and is a predicted model, not a curated record. The transcript has a single exon. NCBI's taxonomy places the organism in Eukaryota, Metazoa, Arthropoda, Insecta, Hymenoptera, Figitidae.
AUGAAUAAAGCCCAACCGACCAUUCUUAUUGGUCAAGAUUACUGGUAUUUGAUCAUUACACGUGAAAUUCGCGGCUCGCACCAAAAGUUACCAGUAGCGUCAUGUACUUUAUUGGGGUGGGUAUUACACGGGCCCACAAAUUGUAUUAACAAACCAAAUUCUUCUUCUUUAUGUUUAAUGGAGUCCAACACACUCAUGCCCGAAAAGAAAAUAAUUGGCGAAAUAGAGGUAAUAGAGCAAAUGAUUAAGGAUUAUUUUUCAAUUGAUUCGUUAGGUGUACUUGCAAUAAAUAAAAUAAAUAAAGGCGAGGAGAAAGCUAAACAAAUAUUGCAAAAGACCAGUCGUCGCGUCGGAAAUUUUUGGGAAACUGGUCUUCUUUGGAAAAACAAUGACAGUCAACCUUUCGACGGAAAAAUAGUAGCUGAAAUACGAUUAAAGACUCUAGAAAGAAAAUUAGACAGCAAUCCUCAAUACGCCCUUGAAUAUUGUAAACAAAUGGAAAGAAUAAUUACAAAUUAUGCUAAGAGCGUGCCGUCAAAGUUAAAAGCAAAACGUGUUUGGUAUGUCCCACAUUUCGGUAUUAAAAAUCCAAAUAAACCUGAUAAAAAUCUUAGAAUAGUUUUUGAUUGUGCUUCUAAAACACAAGGGAUCAGUUAUAAUGAUCAAAUGUUAGCCGGUCCAGAUUUAUUAAAAUCAUUAUUGGGAGUUUUAAUGAGGUUUAGACAGCGUCCCAUUGGUAUUAAAGGCGAUAUUGUUGACAUGUUUCUUAGAAUAAAGGUCCGAGAGGAAGAUCAGCAUGCCCAACGUUUCUUGUGGCGUGAGAUGGAUAGGAAAAAUCCUCCAAAAGAAUAUAUGAUGUCUUCCUUGAUUUUUGGGUCUAAAUUAGCACCUUGUAGUGCUAUUUAUAUAAAAAACAAAAACGCAACAGAAUUUGUAGAUGUCAUGCCUAGUGCAGCCUCAGCAAUAAUAGAUAAUUCUUAUAUGGAUGACUUUAUCCAUAGUGUAGACUCAGACACAGAAGCCAUUAACAUAAUUAACCAAGUUUCCGAAAUUAAUUCUAAUGCUGGGUUUCAAAUGCACGAGUGGUCUAGUAAUAGUUCGAAAGUUUUAAGCUUCAUAAAACAAAAUAACGCUGAACAAACCGUUAACCUUACUUUAAAUAACCUUAAAAGUAAGGCUGAAAAAGUUCUUGGAUUACACUGGGAUACGAAGUCUGAUACGUUCACCUUCAAUUUAGGACUUGAUAAAAUUCCCUCAAAGUUGCUUAAAGAAUCUAAGGCCCCAACAAAACGAGAAUUUUUAAAAAUUAUUAUGUCCAUUUUUGACCCUUUAGGUUUCCUGUCACCCUUUACAAUUAAGUCAAAAAUUCUCAUGCAAGAAGUUUGGAUAAGUGGAAUAAGUUGGGAUGCACCCUUGCGUAAAGAGGAAAAAGAAAUUUGGAACUCGUGGUUAACAGAAUUAAUGCAAAUAAACACUUGUUCAGUACCGCGAUGUUACACAAAUUCAAACAAAAAUUUAAAACGAUGCGAACUACAUGUGUUUUGCGAUGCGGGAAAAAGGGCGUACGCAGCUGUAGCUUAUUGGAGAUUGGAAUUGCAAGAAGGAAUUUAUACAAAUAUAAUCGCUAGCAAAAGUAGGGUAGCUCCUGUAAAACCACUUUCAAUUCCUAGGCUCGAGCUCCAAGCUGCGUUAUUAGGUAGUCGACUUGCUCAAACAAUAGAAAAGGAGCAUAAUUUUAAAAUUGAUGAACGAAUCAUGUGGUCAGAUUCGCGUACAGUAAUAUUAUGGGUAAAAUCGAAUCCUAGAUUUUACAAUACGUUUGUGGCCCAUAGAUUAGGGGAAAUUUCUGAAUUAACCUCACCUUCUGAAUGGAGAUGGGUUCCUACAAAUGAAAACCCUGCUGAUGAUGCGACUAAGUAUACCAACACCCCUUUAAAUUCUAAUCAACGAUGGUUCUUUGGACCAUCUUUUUUGAAAAAAGAAAAACUUGAAUGGCCUGAUCAAGCCGUUGUAAACACGGACGAUAUUAUUAAUUCAGUGAAUUGCAAAAAGAAAAAUUGUCAGUUUACAGCAAUAGUUAGACACAAUAAUACAUGUAUUCCUGAUGCUCUACGAUUUUCGUCUUAUAAAAGGUUAUUAGGUAGUACUGCGCAGAUAUUGUUAGCUAUAGAUAAAAUGAAAGGUCACAAAAAUCAAACAUUGUCUCUGCAACAUUUACAAAUGGCAGAAAAGUUGAUAUUAAAAGAAUCGCAAAAUCUAAGUUUUUCAGACGAAAUUCGUGACAUUCAACGCUGA